CUCCUCCCUGUGACCCCAGUACCAAGUUUACGAGGUGGAUGUAUGCGCAUACUGUGGAUGCCAUGGCUUGAGAGCAUAAAAGCACUCACAAGCUGAUCACAAGUCACACCGCAAUGGCAGAAAAGGGCAACGGCGGGUACAGGGGCAAUGAGGGCAAUCAGGACGAUGACGAGGAGGACCUCAUGUCCUGGGAGGCUCCCAACUACAAGGAUACGUGCUUGUGGCUCAUAGACAAUGGCGAGUCGAUGCACGAAAUCGACCCAGACAGCGGCAAGAGCUACGUACACCGCGCCAUCGAAGUGGCGUGUGCAAUGAUGGAGCACAAGCUCAUCAAGAGUCCACAUGAUCGCAUAGGUAUACUGCUAUUCAAUACGCGCGACACACAGGUGCCCGUAGAGGGAAAGAAGAUGACAUACCAUGGCUGCUACGCCAUUGCUCCUAUUGAGCAAGUAGGCGUGCCACCCGUGGUCAACCUGCGUGAUGACAUCGCAGACGCUAUACGCGAUGGUACGUCGACCUACUGGAAGGAACGCUACCCCAUCGACCAAGGCCAAGUGCGUAUACACUACGCCCUCGGCAAUGCAGAGAGCAUGCUCAAUUCGGCGGGCAAGACUGGGUCUCGCCGCAUCUUCUUUGUCACCAACAACGACGACCCAUAUCGAGGACGAAGCGCAAAGGGAAAGUUGCAGAAGAAUGCACUAGAGAAGAUCAAGGAGAUGAGGAGGCGGGGCAUCGAAUUCGAGGCCUUCCUCAUCAGCACGCCCGGCAAGCCUUUCUCGACAGAUCUCUUCUAUGCUGACCUCUUCCAGGCCUAUGACGAUCAGACAGAGAUGAUGAGGUCCGACCAGAGCUUGACGGGGGGCAACGAUGCCUCUACCGUGCGCAAGUCCAACUGGAAUGCAUUUGAGAAGUUUGACGACCUGGAGAAGGAUGCAGGGUCAAAGGAGAUGCCCAAGCGCGUCGUCUUCCGUGUGGGAAUGGAGCUGGCGGACGGUCUCACCAUCGGCGUGGCAGGCUACAACACUGUUAGCAAGCUCACAAAAGGCAAUCCUGUCAAGGUUUACCGAGAGGACGAGGACUCGAUCUGGCGUGAGGUCAUAGCAGAGAGCCAUCUACAGUGUAGAGAGACCGGGGCACUGCUCAACCCAGCAACGCAAGUGUACCAUGCCUUCAGUCUCGGCUUCGACACUACGCCCCGCAACGUGGUUCGCUUCUCACCCGAGGAGAUCAACGACCUGAAAACGUCCGGCUUGAAGCCUGGCCUCAAAGUUCUAGGAUUCAAGGAUCGUUCCGUCCUUAGAUUCUGGGAGAAUGUCAAACAUGCCAUCUUCAUCUUCCCGACUGAAGCAGAGUACCUCGGUUCUCAACGCGCCUUUGCCGCCUUGCUCAAAGCUAUGAUCUCAAAGGACAAGAUGGCCAUUGGAGUCUUUAUGCCUCGAGACAAUUCCAUUCCAGAAUUUGUCGCAAUCCUACCACAGGCAGAGGAGCGCAAUGAAGAAGGCAUGCAAGUCGAGCCACCGGGGAUGUACCUCAUCCCUUUACCCUUUGCAGACGACAUCCGUGAGAUGCCCGAUGAAUAUUCCUCCAAUCUACAGGCCAGUACAGAGCAAGUGGAAGCAGCAGCUAGGAUCGUCAAGAGUUACACCCGAAAUGCUGCCUUCAAUCCAGACUUUUUCCCCAAUCCCGCCCUGACACACCACCACGAGGCGCUCAAGGCAGUAGCAUUUGGAGUGGACAUUAAGCAACCCGUGGACAGGACACUGCCGGAUUAUGAGGGUAUUGCGAAGCGUGCUGGACCACUCGUAGAUGCAUGGGAUGAGCUCUGCACCAAAGAUCAGCGACUCACCGCCUCUGCCUCGGCCGGGGGUAUUGAGCUAAGCGACAAGAAGCGUGCACCAGUGUAUGACGCGAGUGCCGAGGAAGAAGCAUUGAACCUGCACGCUAAAGGUCAAUUGGACAAGAAGACGCUCGAAUGGCUCAAGAUUGCCUUGGACUAUUAUCGACUGCCCAAGAGUGGUAAAAAGGCUGAGCUUGUAGAGAGGAUGGCCUUGCAUUUGGAUAAAGUCAUGGCGCUUAAGCAGGGGAGGGGACAAUGAGUGAGGCGAAGAGUCUUUCGAGGCGGAAGGUGUAUAGUGCCAGAUCCAUACAGGUCAGAUGGACAGUGUAGUGUAAUGUAGCGCCAGACGGGCGUAGAAUUUAAAGUUGGGUUGAAUUGACUAGCAGAUGACAAUGACUCGGGCGAAACUUCGCCUCUGUGUCCGGUGUCCAUCCGGCCAUCAUCGGAUGCCUUUACUCCUCAUCAUCGCUCCGUAAGCUACGUCCACUAUCAACGCUCAUCCCGUCAUCCAUCUCCGCUUCUCCUUCUGAAUCCUCUAGAUCCUCCCCGCCAGGAGCUUCUAAACUUUCUUCGGAGCCCAUCUCACUGUCACUCUCGCUCUCACUGUCACUCUCACUCCCACUGUCGUCCGCCUCGCCAUUCAUCAGAGCGUCCUGCUCUUCCAUUUCCCCCUUGACCGCAUCUCCACCCUGAUCAGCAUCAGCAAGGGCGUCUCCCAUAAGCCUGACAGUGUACUC
Messenger RNA from Microstroma glucosiphilum, 2574 nucleotides. RefSeq names its product Ku DNA-binding complex, Ku70 subunit. Gene Ontology annotation, cellular component: Ku70:Ku80 complex; nucleus. The record is from RefSeq and is a predicted model, not a curated record. The coding region runs from base 114 to 2096 and encodes 660 amino acids. Gene Ontology annotation, molecular function: damaged DNA binding; double-stranded DNA binding; telomeric repeat DNA binding. The transcript has 3 exons. Gene Ontology annotation, biological process: cellular response to gamma radiation; cellular response to X-ray; double-strand break repair via nonhomologous end joining. NCBI's taxonomy places the organism in Eukaryota, Fungi, Basidiomycota, Exobasidiomycetes, Microstromatales, Microstromataceae.